UGUGUUAUGUAAAGAUAAUCAUUUAUCUGUAGACUGUUGUAAAUCACAUUAUACUGCGAGUUGCAUAAUCGUGAUUUAACGUUUUGACACUCAAUUUUAAAUUAAUAUCAUAAACGCGUCACAAAUAUUUUAAAGUUCUGUCUUUUACUUCAUUAUUUAUGAUCUCUAAAACUCAUCUCCGUUGCCUAUUAAACGGUUACAGAAGCUUCACUUUUAUUAAAGUUCAAUAAUAUUUCCACAUAAAUCUUAAACAGAUGCAAGACCCAACUAAGUUUAUUUUGUAUAUUGUGCUUAUAAAUUCCUCUCAAGUACCAUCUAUGGAUUCAUAACCUAAUAAUAAUUUUCCAAAAUGACUGGGAAAUUAAAAGCUAUUUGUACAUUAAAAGGACAUACUGGUAUUGUAUGGAAUACAUCAUGGCAUCCAAAAGGGCUGAUGUUGGCUUCCUGUGGCGAAGAUAAAACCAUCAGACUAUGGAAUUAUAAGGAUGGUGAUAAAAGCACAUUAAAGUGUUUACUAGCUGAUGGUCACCAACGUACUGUCAGAGCAAUUGCAUGGUCACAUUGCGGUCAAAGUUUAGCAUCAGCUAGUUUUGAUGCCACUAUAGCUAUUUGGGAUUACAAAUCUGGACAGUUUGAAUGUAAUGCAACACUAGAAGGUCAUGAAAAUGAAGUUAAAAGCGUGGCAUGGUCGAGAUCAGGCUCAAUGUUGGCAACGUGUAGUCGUGAUAAAUCUGUAUGGGUAUGGGAAGUAUGGGAGGAUAAUGAAUAUGAAUGUGCAGCUGUCUUAAAUGCACAUUCACAAGAUGUGAAGAAAGUAGUAUGGCAUCCUCAUGAAGAUAUAUUGGCAUCUGCUAGUUAUGACAACAGUGUCAAGUUGUAUAUGGAAGAUGCAUCAGACAAAGAAUGGACUUGUGUGGGUACUUUGAGCUCACACACAUCAACUGUCUGGAGUUUGGCGUUUGACAAGACUGGUGAUCGAAUUGUAACUAGUAGUGAUGAUCGUACUCUAAAAAUAUGGCAAAAAUAUCUCCCAGGUAAUCCUGAAGGAAUUUCCGUUAAAGAUGGAAAUUUUGUGUACAAAUGUGUUUGCACAAUUAGUGGAUUUCACACAAGACCAAUUUAUGAUGUUACUUGGUGCCAUUUGACAGAUCUAAUUGCCACGGCAUGUGGUGAUAAUUCUAUAAGAAUAUUUAAAGAAGAAGAUUUAUCUGACCGCAAUCAGCCCUCGUUUUCAUGUAUUUCACAUGUGAAUGAAGCUCAUUUACAAGAUAUAAAUUCUGUUCAAUGGAAUCCUGUAGUUAAAGGUGUUUUAGCAUCUUGUAGUGAUGAUGGUAUGGUAAAAAUCUGGAAAAUGGAAUCAACAUAAGACUUUUUCAAAAAGUUUUAACUUUGUUUAAUACUUUGAUGUAUAAUAUUAUGUUAUUAUAUCACUGUAUUGUAUAAAAAUUGUAAUUUUAAUUCAAAAUAUAUUUUUAUUUAAUGUUAAA
Molecule: messenger RNA, 1487 nt
Organism: Aphis gossypii (cotton aphid)
Lineage: Eukaryota; Metazoa; Arthropoda; Insecta; Hemiptera; Aphididae
Gene: Ciao1
Product: probable cytosolic iron-sulfur protein assembly protein Ciao1
Exons: 4
Coding region: 350-1366 (338 amino acids)
Biological process (GO): iron-sulfur cluster assembly
Cellular component (GO): cytosolic [4Fe-4S] assembly targeting complex; mitochondrion; cytoplasm
Molecular function (GO): protein binding
Source: RefSeq, a predicted model, not a curated record